AUGUCAAGCAGUGACUGUGUGUUUUUUAAGGGAGGAAAACUUGAAGCACUGGGAAGUCAACUGGUUAUCAACUCGGUGAGAAGUAGUUUUCCGAGCCCAAAGAUUCCCUCAUUAUUCCCUCAUCAUCCCCCCCAUCCUUCCUUCAUCCCUCCCUCAUCCCUCCCUCAUCAUCCCCCCCAUCCUUCCUUCAUCCUUCCUUCAUCCCUCCCUCAUCCCUCCCUCAUCCUUCCCUCAUCCUUCCCUCAUCCCUCCCUCAUCCCUCCCCCAUCCUACCCUCAUCCUUCCCUCAUUACUCCCCCAUACUCCCCUCCGUAUUCCCUGAUCAUUCCCUUAUUCAUCCCUCCCUCAUCCCUCCCUCAUCCUACCCUAAUCAUUCCUUCAUUAUUCCCUCAUCCCUCCCUCAUCCUUCCCUCAUCCCUCCCUCAUCCCUCCCUCAUCCCUCCCUCAUCCUUCCCUCAUCCCUCCCUCAUCCCUCCCCCUUCCUUCCCUCAUCCCUCCCUCAUCCUUCUCUCAUCCCUCCCUCAUCCUUCCCUCAUCCUUCCCUCAUCCCUCCCUCAUCCUUCCCUCAUCCCUCCCUCAUCCCUCCCUCAUCCUUCCCUCAUCCCUCCCUCAUCCCUCCCUCAUCCUUCCCUCAUCCCUCCCUCAUCCUUCCCUCAUCCUUCCCUCAUCCCUCCCUCAUCCUUCCCUCAUCCCUCCCUCAUCCCUCCCUCAUCCUUCCCUCAUCCCUCCCUCAUCCCUCCCUCAUCCUUUCCCUCAUCCUUCCCUCAUUAUUCCCGCAUCCUUUCCCUCAUCCCUCUCUCAUCCUUCCCUCAUCCCUCCCUCAUCCCUCCCUCAUCCUACCCUCAUCCUUCUCUCAUCCUACCCUCAUCCUUCCCUCAUCCCUCCCUCAUCCCUCCCUCAUCCUUCCCUCAUCCCUCCCUCAUCCCUCCCUCAUCCCUCCCUCAUCCCUCCCUCAUCAUUCCCUCAUCCCUCCCUCAUCCUUCCCUCAUCCCUCCCUCAUCCCUCCCUCAUCAUUCCCUCAUCCCUCCCUCAUCAUUCCCUCAUCCCUCCCCCAUCCUUCCUCAUCCCUCCCUCAUCCCUCCCUCAUCCUUCCCUCAUCCUUCCCUCAUCCCUGCCUCGUCAUUCCCUCAUCCCUCCCCCAUCCUUCCCUCAUCCCUCCCUCAUCCUUCCCUCAUCCCUGCCUCGUCAUUCCCUCAUCCCUCCCCCAUCCUUCCCUCAUCCCUCCCUCAUCAUUCCCUCAUCCUUCCCUCAUCCCUCCCUCAUCCUUCCCUCAUCCCUCCCUCAUCCUUCCCUCAUCCCUCCCUCAUCCUUCCCUCAUCCUUCCCUCAUCCUUCCCUCAUCCCUCCCUCAUCCUACCCUCAUCCUACCCGCAUCCUUCCCUUAUCCCUCCCUCAUCCCUCCCUCAUCCUACCCUCAUCCUUCCCUCAUCCUACCCUCAUCCUUCCCUCAUCCCUCUCUCAUCCUACCCUCAUCCUACCCUCAUCCUUCCCCUCAUCCUAUCCUCAUCCUUCCCUCAUCCCUCCCUCAUCCCUCCCCCAUCCUUCCCUCAUCCCUCUCUCAUCAUUCCCUCAUCCUUCCCUCAUCCCUCCCUCAUCCUUCCCUCAUCCCUCCCUCAUCCUUCCCUCAUCCUUCCCUCAUCCUUCCCUCAUCCUUCCCUCAUCCUACUCUCAUCCUACCCUCAUCCUUCCCUCAUCCCUCACUCAUCCCUCCCUCAUCCUACCCUCAUCCUUCUCUCAUCCUACCCUCAUCCUUCUCUCAUCCCUCCCUCAUCCUACCCUCAUCCUACCCUCAUCCUUCCCUCAUCCUAUCCUCAUCCUUCCCUCAUCCCUCCCUCAUCCCUCCCACAUCCCUCCCCCAUCCCUCCCUCAUCCCUCCCUCAUCCCUCCCUCAUCCUUCCCUCAUCCCUCCCUCAUCCCUCCCCCAUCCUUCCCUCAUCCCUCCCUCAUCCUUCCCUCAUCCUUCCCUCAUCCUACCCUCAUCCUUCCCUCAUCCCUCCCUCAUCCCUCCCUCAUCCCUCCCUCAUCCUUCCCUCAUCCCUCCCUCAUCCCUCCCCCAUCCUUCCCUCAUCCUUCCCUCAUCCUUCCCUCAUCCCUGUCUCAUCAUUCCCUCAUCCCUCCCCCAUCCUUCCCUCAUCCCUCCCUCAUCCUUCCCUCAUCCCUGCCUCGUCAUUCCCUCAUCCCUCCCCCAUCCUUCCCUCAUCCCUCCCUCAUCCUUCCCUCAUCCCUGCCUCGUCAUUCCCUCAUCCCUCCCUCAUCCUUCCCUCAUCCUUCCCUCAUCCCUCCCUCAUCCCUCCCUCAUCCCUCCCUCAUCCUUCCCUCAUCCCUCCCUCAUCCCUCCCUCAUUCUUCCCUCAUCCUUCCCUCAUCCUUCCCUCAUCCCUCUCUCAUCCUACCCUCAUCCUACCCUCAUCCCUCCCUCAUCCUUCCCUCAUCCCUCCCUCAUCCUACCCUCAUCCUUCUCUCAUCCUACCCUCAUCCUUCCCUCAUCCCUCUCUCAUCCUACCCUCAUCCCUCUCUCAUCCCUCCCUCAUCCUACCCUCAUCCUUCCCUCAUCCCUCCCUCAUCAUCAGAGUGCAGUGUAUCUUAAAGGAACCAAAUGUAAUGUUUGUCUCUUAACAAACAAAACAUAG
Knipowitschia caucasica is the source of this 2628-nucleotide messenger RNA. Lineage: Eukaryota; Metazoa; Chordata; Actinopteri; Gobiiformes; Gobiidae. The record is from the annotation of a GenBank genome assembly.